Molecule: messenger RNA, 1530 nt
Organism: Lathyrus oleraceus (garden pea)
Lineage: Eukaryota; Viridiplantae; Streptophyta; Magnoliopsida; Fabales; Fabaceae
Exons: 2
Coding region: 1-1530 (509 amino acids)
Source: RefSeq, a predicted model, not a curated record
AUGGCUGAUAAUAGAACAUUAAGGCAGUUAGCUGCACCUGAUGUGAAUUACAACGGUUUGUGUGUUGAGUAUGCUGCUGAUGUUGUUCCUUUUGAGUUAAAAUCAGGUUUAAUCCAUUUGUUGCCCAAGUUUAGUGGUCUUGCAGGUGAAGAUCCUCACAAACAUCUGAAAGAAUUUCAAGUGGUGUGUUCUACGCCACUGAAGCCUGAAGGGAUCACUGAAGAUCAUAUCAAACUUCAAGCUUUUCCUUUUUCAUUGCAGGGUGCAGCAAAGGAUUGGAUAUAUUCCCUCGAGCCAAAUUCAAUUGCAAACUGGAAUGCUCUGAAAAAAGUGUUCCUUGAGAGAUACUUUCCUGCCUCCAGAGCUGCCUCGAUAAGAAAAGAGAUAUGUGGUAUUAGACAGGGUAAUGAGUCUUUGACCGAAUAUUGGGAGAGGUUUAAACAGUUGGUAUCCAGCUGCCCUCAGCACCAGAUCACCGAGCAGCUACUCAUCCAGUACUUUUAUGAGGGGUUGUUACCGAUGGAUAGGAACAUUCUUGAUGCUGCUAGUGGUGGAGCACUUGUCGAUAAAACUCCGGCUGCUGCCAAGGCUCUAAUUGAGAAUAUGUCACUAAAUUCCCAACAGUUCACAACAAGAAAUAAUUCUGUCCAAAUAAAGGGUGUGAACAAAAUUCACGUAUCCUCUCAUGUUUCUCACUCCGACAAAGCCUUCGAAAAUAAAAUGAAUGAGUUGAAGGAUUUAGUGCAGCAGAUGAUAGUCGUAGGUAAGGCUCAAGCAACCCAACAACUUCAAACACCACCAAGGUUAUGUGGCAUUUGUACCUCUUCUGAUCAUCCUACUGAUACAUGUCCUAUUUUGCAAGAUGAUAAGCCUACUGAAUUACCUCCAGCUUAUGCUGCAGCCCCUUACAACCAAAGUAACAACCAGAAUCGGUACAACAUUCCCGACCUGUCCACUAAUAAGUACCACCCGAGUUGGAGGAACCAUCCAAACCUCCGAUAUGGAAACUCACAAACGAGCCAACAACCUAACCCACCUCAAGCGGCUGCCCAUACACCUUCCGGACCUUCUUUAGAGGAACUUGUUAAAGAAAUGGCCGUCAACAACCUUCAAUCCGGAAAAGUUACAGAACCAGCCCCUGAAAAAAAUAAAAAAAUCAUUGAGGUAACUUCUGAACUUCCUACUUCUGAACUGUCUGCUGAACCUCCUUCUCCUUCUUCUGUUGUGGUCGAAACUGGAAAAAUUAAAGAAAAAGAGCACGUACCACCAGUCCCCUUCCCACAUAGAGUUCUGAAAAAUAAGAGAAUUGAGGAGGGAGACAAAGAAAGAGAGAUAUUAGAUGUUUUCCGAAAAGUUGCGGUAAACAUCCCGUUACUUGAUGUGAUUAAGCAGGUUCCUAAGUAUGCUAAGUUUCUGAAGGAUUUGUGCACCAACAAGAGGAGGAUGAAGGGAAGUGAGAGAGUCAAUUUGGGAAGGAAUAUUUCUUCCUUUAUUCAGUGUCCCAUCCAUGAAAAACAACCGGUGGGCUAA